CAUGGAAACUCAACCUUCCGGCUGGUUGGAGCAUAUCAGGUUAAGAAUCUGAUGCUGUGGCGUGGGUAUCAACGCUAUGUGCAAAACAUCAGAGACAAGCACAAGAAGUACAAGAUCACACCCGUGGGCAUUUGCCCAGAUGCUACAGCCCUGAAUGAGCUAGCAGAGUCUAUGCAAGUUGAUUUUGCCUUCAAUGAACGUUUGCUGUUCCAUGGCACACGGGACUUGGAUUCUGUAACCGCCAUUGCGCAGGAAGGUUUUGACAGUCGAAUUGCACGAGAAGGGCUGUUUGGCAGAGGAGCAUAUUUUGCAAUACAAACCUGCAAGAGUGCUCAAUAUGCUACUGAAGAAGCUAUGAAAAAACAAGGCAUCAAUGCAGAUGCCUGGCACUUUGCUUCUGGCCCGCGUUGCGAUAGGUGAUCCCUACUAUACACCAGGUCCCUAUCAAGGUUCGCGUCCACCUAUAAGAACUGGACAAGAAAUCCGGCACGAUUCCAUCAUUGCACAGCCGGGGAUUCCAAAUGGCCAGCCUGGCGGGGUGCAGGUGGCAGUUGAUCUGAUCCUCCGGGUGACCUGCUCAACCACGAUCGGAGCAACCCUCAAGGCUUGAAGCGGAGCCAAGCUCCGCUUGAGGCCAGGUCUCGAGACUUGAACCAGCAGACCUGUUCAGAAACCAUAGGAAACCACCUUUGAAGCCAACGUAGUGACUUAAGUGUCCUUAGCUCCUUUCAGCUCAUUUCAUCUCAGUUGCGAGCUGGUUUGAUGUUCUCAGAGUUUAGUGAGUCGGCGGGACAAUGGGAUUUGGUCAUAGUCAUAGAUGAUCCCAUUUAUGCUUGGUGAGUGGGUUUCCUCGACUUCCACAGCCAAAGCCAAAGACGUGUUUGUGAAAAGUUUGAUAGCAAGCAGUUCGAGAUUCCAGUCCUGAUUCUUCAGGGUGCGGUCUCUGCAAUUAGUGGAGGGACAUCAGUGGACGUACAUAUGCGGCACAGAUACUUUGCACAGAUCCGGCCAUGAUGUCAACUUUAGAAGGUGUGCUAAAUCGGUCUAAGCCACGUCAUGAUGGGACGGAUUGUGAUUGCCUUCACGGAAGAUCGACCUUUCGGCUGGUCGAGGCUUACCAGGUCAAGAAUCGGAAAUUAUGGCGCCGGUAUCAGCGCCAUGUGCGAAGCAUUGUUGACAAACAUAAGCAGCACGGAAUCAAACCCAGGGUCAUUGAUCCACCAGUUGGCGAGGCCUUGACUCGGUUUGCCACAGACAUUCAGGUCGACCUUGUUGGCAAUGAGCUUUUGUUGUUCCAUGGCACGAGAGAAUUUGACCUCGCAAAAACGAUUGCCAAAGAAGGUUUCGACAAUCGAAUUGCCAGGUCAGGCGGGCUCUAUGGGUCGGGCACAUACUUUGCUGCGCAAACAUGCAAAAGUGCCCAGUAUGCCACUAACAAAGGCAUGCAAGAGAAAGCAUCGACCCAAUUGAUGGGGACUAUGCUUGUUGCUCGUGUUGCUAUCGGAGACCCACACUAUGCAUCAGGGCCGUGUAAAAACUUGACGCGCCCACCUACGAAGAAUGUUAGCGCAUCCGCAUCCAACAGUGCCCACGAAAUUCGGUACGAUUCCAUCAUCGCAAAGCCCGGCAUUCCCAAUGGCCAAAGCAACGGAGUACAGGCUCAUAUGGAGUUUGUGACAUUUGCACCGGAGCAAGCUUAUCCGGAGUAUAUUCUUAGAUUUACCGAGGAGUAGGUGGUCGCUGGCAGAAAGUCCACG
Molecule: messenger RNA, 1757 nt
Organism: Durusdinium trenchii
Lineage: Eukaryota; Dinophyceae; Suessiales; Symbiodiniaceae
Source: the annotation of a GenBank genome assembly